This is a messenger RNA of Lactuca saligna, 2895 nucleotides long. The record is from the annotation of a GenBank genome assembly. NCBI's taxonomy places the organism in Eukaryota, Viridiplantae, Streptophyta, Magnoliopsida, Asterales, Asteraceae.
CACAAGUUUAUAUAACAUGAGAAGAAGAAAGGGUGAGGCCUGGUGGGUGUGCCAAAUGUGACCAUUUAUACUGUCUAAAUAUCUUAUUGUAGCCUGGAAGAAGAUAUAUAGUUUUUAUUUAGAUAAAUGGGUUCAAGAAUUUCGUUAUGGAUGCUGAUUGUUUGCAGUCAAAUUUUGGUAAUCACAGCUGUGACAGAUGGAAAUGAUGUUGGUGCGCUAAAUGCUAUUAAGUCUAGCUGGCAGAACGUACCACCUAACUGGAGGGGUUCAGAUCCAUGUGGAAGUAAAUGGGACGGAAUUAACUGCACAAACUCACGUGUAACCCAUUUAGUGUUGGCAGGCAUGGGGGUGAAAAGUGACGACAUUGGAGACAUUCCAUCACUUUCCCAGUUGAUAUAUUUAGAUCUUUCCAACAACAAAGGAAUUAAAGCUCCUCUUCCACCAUCAAUUCAGAAUUUGAAGAACUUGACCACAUUAAUACUGGUUGGUUGCAGUUUUUUUGGUCCAAUUCCUGAUACAAUAGGAUCCCUCGAGAAACUAAUAUUUUUAGGUCUGAAUAAUAACAGCUUCACUGGAAUCAUCCCACCAUCCAUUGGUAAUUUACGCAGUCUUUCAUGGUUGGAUGUAAGUGGUAACAAGCUUGAGGGACCCAUUCCUGUGUCUAAUGGACCAGCCCCUGGUCUUGAUAGGUUAAAGAAUGCAAAACACUUCCAUUUAGCAGAUAAUCAGUUAUCUGGUGACAUUCGAUCUGAACUGUUCAGUUCAGAUAUGACCCUACUACAUGUGAUAUUCAACAAUAAUCGGUUAACUGGAAAUAUUCCUUCCUCGAUAGGACUUGUGAGUACUCUUCAGGCAGUACGCCUGGACUCAAAUUCCUUGGAUGGGAUAGUGCCUCAAAACAUUACGAAUCUUAAAAGUGUUAGUAAGCUAUACUUGUCGAACAACAAACUGAGUGGACCUGUUCCAAAUCUCACAGGAAUGGUCUCCCUCUUUUAUGUGGACAUGAGCAAUAAUAGUUUUGAUGCAUCAGAUAUUCCUACAUGGUUCUCAGAACUUCCAUCUUUGACAACAUUAUUGAUGGAGAAAACUCAACUUCAAGGAGAAAUCCCAUCAACUCUCUUCCAACCUCAGUUGGAGAAAUUGUUGCUAAGCAACAACGGUCUUAACGGAAUACUAGAUGUGGGCAACACCUAUAGCAGUGAAUUGAAUGUUGAUCUGACAAACAAUUCCAUUCUUGACUUCAAUCAAAAAUCCGUAUACAAUAUGACCUUAAAUCUUGCAAGUAAUCCAGUUUGUGAAGGAGGAGCAACAGGAACAUAUUGUGCAACUGGAAAGACGAAUAUACAAAGCCGUUCACGAUCAAAUGGCUGUGAUCCUGUGGGAUGCGGUUCAGAUAAAUUGCUAAGUCCCAACUGUACAUGCGCACAUCCGUACAUAGGAACCAUAACUUUUUUACUCCAUUCUUUCUCAAACUUAGAUAACACCACCUACUAUACACUUCUCAAUGAUUCUUUGAUGUCAGCCUUUAGGAGCAAACAACUUCCAGUAGAAUCAAUAUUUAUUUCCAAUGUAUUUGUUGGCGAAUACCUUCACUAUACAUUGCAUAUCUUUCCUUCUGGUCACGAUCGUUUUAAUCUUUUAGAAGUCUCUUCGAUAGGAACAGUGAUCAAUCGCCAACAACCAAACCUCAUAGUUCUCCCACGCUUUGGUCCCUUCUUCUUUCUUGAUGUUAAUUAUUUUGAAGGAGACAAGUCAUCGAAUCAUGGUGCUAUCAUUGGGGUAUCAGUUGGCAGUUUUGUGAUUGUAUGCCUGGCUAUAAGUUAUGCUAUCUAUCAGAAAAGACGGGCAACACGAGUGAGACAGAGCGAUCCUUUUGCAUCUUGGGUGAUGGAUAAUGGUAGUGAUGCUGGUGGUGUUCCUGAACUGAAAGGAGCAAGACUUUGUUCAUUUGAAGAACUCAAAAGAUGCACCGAUAAUUUUUCAGAAGAAAACGUAAUUGGAUCUGGGGGCUAUGGGAAGGUUUAUAGAGGGACUCUUAGCACUGGUCAUGAAGUCGCGAUCAAAAGAGCUAAACAAGGGUCAUUGCAGGGUGCUCAAGAAUUUAAAACAGAAAUUGAGCUUCUUUCAAGGAUUCAUCAUAAGAAUGUGGUAGCCCUUGUGGGGUUCUGUUAUGAGCAAGGUGAACAAAUGUUGGUGUAUGAGUACAUUUCAAAUGGUACUCUAAAGGAUAACCUUUCAGGGAAGUCAGGAAUGAGGCUGAAUUGGAUGAAGAGGCUUACAAUAACUCUUGAUUCUGCCAAAGGUCUGACAUAUUUGCAUGAGCUUGCAAAUCCUCCAAUCAUACACAGGGACAUCAAAUCAAAUAACAUUCUGAUUGAUGAUCAUCUUAUUGCUAAGGUUGCUGAUUUUGGUUUGUCCAAAUUGUUGGGAGAUUCAAAGGAUUAUGUAUCUACUCAAGUGAAGGGGACACUGGGUUACAUGGAUCCCGAAUACUUCAUGACCCAAAAGUUGACCGAAAAGAGUGAUGUUUACAGUUUUGGAGUUGUACUUUUGGAGCUUUUAACUGCAAGACCACCAAUACACAAGGGUAAAUAUAUUGUGAGGGAGGUUAAUGAGGCGAUUGACAAGAAUCCAAAUGAACUCCACAAGAUUCUUGAUCCAUAUCUUGGUUCAUCCAAAACAGUUGGAGGUCUGACCAAAUUUGUGAAUCUGGCAUUGAGAUGUGUCCAAGAUUUAGGAGUUGAUAGGCCUAAAAUGGGAGAUGUGGAAAAAUUGAGGACCUUUAUCAUCCAUAUAGUGAUUCAGUCUCUGAUUCGAGUAGUUUGUAUGUACCAUUUGAAACAGAACUACGCAGGUGAAAACAUUUGGAAACAAGAUUGUAAAAAUGUGAAUUAA